Molecule: messenger RNA, 600 nt
Organism: Eimeria maxima
Lineage: Eukaryota; Apicomplexa; Conoidasida; Eucoccidiorida; Eimeriidae
Product: ectonucleoside triphosphate diphosphohydrolase, putative
Exons: 6
Coding region: 1-600 (199 amino acids)
Source: RefSeq, a predicted model, not a curated record
AUGGGCGUACCUGCAGCAACAGCAGCAAGUCUUGCUGCUGCUGCUGCUGCACAAGGAUUAGAGGCGAGACAUCAGCUACAAGAUAAUAAAGAAGAAGAGGAGGAGGAGGAAGAAGAAGAAGAAGAAGAAAAAGAAGAAGAAGAAAAAGAAAAAAAACAAAAAGUUUCUCUUUCUUUCAUGGAUUGGUUUUUAGCGUUUGGUCAAUUCUCUAAGAAAGGUAUGAAGAAAUUAUGCUGGAAGGCUACUUGGAGUUUUGCUCUUUUGUCUCGAGGGUUUGGCUUCCCCUUAGAUUCUCAUCAAAUAACAUUUGCUGAUCCUCCUCCUCCGUCUGCUGCUGCUGCUGCUCAUGCUGCUGCUGCUGCUGCUGCUGCUCCUGAUGCUGCUGGUACUCAAGUCCCUUAUCAUCAGCUGCCUGCAGAGGCCGGCUGGCCUUUAGGCUCGAUGAUUGUUGACGUCAAUCGAUACCCAUGGGGAGUGCCAGAGCGGGAGGAUGGCUAUUCUUUGUUACUGGCGAUCUUAGCGUUUGGGUCUACGGCCUUAGCUGCCUUUCUUUGUUAUCGUGGCUCGAAGAACGAGUCUUCUAACAUUUACCUUCUGUGA